Messenger RNA from Camellia sinensis, 2054 nucleotides. The record is from RefSeq and is a predicted model, not a curated record. Lineage: Eukaryota; Viridiplantae; Streptophyta; Magnoliopsida; Ericales; Theaceae.
AAAUAAAUAAUAAAAAAACAAAUUGAGUUGUCAUAUCCAGGCCUUAAGAUUAAAUAAAAGUAAAAAAAAGUCUUCGUUGACAAUUGUUUCCUCUCUAUAUUUAUUUAAGGUUGAAAGUGGUGAGAUGGGAGUAAGGAAAGUUUAGCAAAUUCAAUUGGUGUAUCAGCUUUCUUGGCAAAAUGAGCUUCAACGAUGAUGAGCCGAUUGUUGCAAGCCAAGAUGUCUCAGCGGAAAAAUCUGCGGCAAUCCUAACAGGAAAAACAAAGGUGACAAUCAUCAAGAAAACGACGGCACCACUGGAAGAAAGCGAAUUCAAGGUGAUGCUGAAGCUCACUGCGGCAGGAUCCGGCAGCGACAGAUCCGGAGUGGAUCUUGUGACGGUCUUAGAUGUCAACGGUAGCAUGGAGGGAGAGAAGUUAGAAAAAAUGAAAAUUGCCUUGCUAUUCAUGAUCAAGAAACUUAGCCCGAUUGAUCGUUUGUCGGUUGUCACAUUCAGCGGGGUCUCUCACAGGUUGUGCCCAUUGCGGCAGAUAACCGAAAAUUCUCAAGGGGAGAUUGAAAAUCUGGUGAAUGCUUUAGUUGCUGACGGUGGCACAAACAUCUCUGCUGGUCUUCAAACAGGCUUAAAAGUGCUAAAUGACCGCAGACUUACUAGCUGGCGUGCAGUUGGCAUUAUGCUUAUGUCCGACGGCAAGCAAAACGAAGAUGGUGAUGCUGCCCAAGUUCCGGUUGGCAAUGUGCCCAUAUACACAUUUGGUUUUGGCGCAGACCACGAUCCGAGGGUGCUCAAUGCCAUCGCAAACCACAGCAUGGGAGGAACGUUCUCACAUGUUUCAAACCAGAACAACUUGGGUAUUGCAUUUUCCCAGUGUUUGGCUGGGCUUCUCACCGUGGUUGUUCAGGAUCUGAAGCUCACUGUCACAAAAGUUGAAUCCACAAUCGUUAAGGUGUCUGCCGGAAACUAUCCACAAUCCAAGGACGAUGCUGCCGGCUCUGUGACUGUUUCAUUUGGCGAUCUUUACAACAAAGAGGUACGCAAGGUCAUAGUGGACCUUCUUCUCCCUGCCGCUAGUAAGCCGGCGAGCUCGAAUAUCCUCAACAUCACUUACACAUACAGCUCUGGUGGGAAAUUGUUUGAUGCCAGUCCGAUAAUCGUUACCGUAAGACGCACCGGAGGAGGCAGCGAGGAAGGAGAACCAGAGAGGAAGGAGGUGAUGAUGGAGGAGAACCGUCUCCGGACUGCACAGAUGAUAAAAGAAUCAAGAAUCAUGGCUGACGACAAGAAGCUGGACGGUGCUCUUGAGAAGCUCGUUGAAGCACAAAGCUUGCAGGAGAACAUGGUUAAUGAUGAGUCUAACCCGUUGAUUGGGAUGCUGAAAUCUGAGCUGCAACAGAUGUCGAGGUUGAUGAAACCACAGGAAAUCUACGAAAACCAAGGGCGUCCUUUUGCACUCUCUUCUGAGACUUCCCAUAAUCGCCAGCGUUUCGCUGCAAGAGGUGAUGAUCCGAAAGAGCUGAGCUUAUUUGCCACUCCGCGUAUGGACGCAUACCUUGGGCAAGCCAAGUCAUUUGACGAGGAUCCCCGCAAGCCACUGCCCUCUGUGGACGAGGAUGAGAAGCAAGAACGCGCGGCCGAGCCCCUUCCUCCCAUGGUUCGACGUCUUUGCUACUAUAUUCAGAAGGUCAUUCGGUCUUUUUUCAAAGGUUUUUUGAAAUGUUGCCGAAAAAUAUGCGUUUCGGAUUCAUCUCCACAAGACGGAUAGAAAAAAUAAAAUAUUUUUGACAUAAUUUUUAUAAAUAAAAAAAAAUCACUGAAAGAAAAAAAAUUCAAAAACAAGAGGUGGUUUUCUUUAUCCAUUACAACAAACUCAAUAAAGCCGGCCGCCCGUAAUUCAAUGCUUGCAUGCGUGCUUUAAUCCCUUCGCCAUCAAUCUUUAAUUUACAAUGUAACCCAUUGCAUUGGGUUUUGCCUUUGCACUUCAAUAAAUAUAACGAGUGUGAUUUGCCCGUUGUUAAGUUUUUUUUUUUUUUUUAAUUAGCCAUGUCACAGAUAG